Messenger RNA from Insectozyma verbasci, 408 nucleotides. The record is from the annotation of a GenBank genome assembly. Lineage: Eukaryota; Fungi; Ascomycota; Pichiomycetes; Serinales; Debaryomycetaceae.
AUGGCAUCUUCAAUUAAUACAUCUUCAGACGUUUUUAUUAGUGGAGCAGAAGAGUUUCAAUCACCAUCGUCUCCAGAACCAGAUUUGGCAUUAUUUGAUCAUAUGGAUGAACAACAUGAAUCUAUAUUAAAUCAACAAUUUGAAUUACAUAAACCAACACAAAACUCAAGACCUUUUUUAAAUGAUAGUCAAAAAUCAUGUAUUAAAAAAACAUUAGUAUUUAUUGGAUAUACAAUUUCAACUAUUUUAUUUUCUUUAAAUUUAUAUAUUUAUUAUUUUUUUAUCAAAUUGAGUUAUGACGAUGAAACAGCAAUGAAAAUAUUAAAUAAUGUAACGAGAGUGCAAGAAAAUGCAAUAAAUAAUUAUCAUAGAAGAAAUGGAAGUGAUGGAUAUGAUAGAGAUGAUUAA